AUGUCUGCUACUGAGAAACCCGCCAUGGAAAGCAAACCUAUUGAAGGUGAUCGCGAAAGCGUUGCCAAAGGCACCAUCAUCGGGGACGACCUCGAUGAUGCUAUCCUGAGAGCAAACGGUCAUAGACCUGACUUGAAGCGCCAGUUCAACUGGUUCUCUGCUCUUGGUCUCGGCUUCUCCAUCACCAACUCCUGGGCCGGAUACAUUAGCAACUUUGGCCAGAGCCUCAUCUAUGGGGGUCCCCAGGUCUGCAUUCUGGCACUCGUUGUCGCCUGGGUUGUGCAGUUCCUAAUCACCCUUGGUCUGAGCGAGAUCGCCUCCGCGUUUCCGUCCACCGGUGGCCAGUACCACUUUUGCUAUAUUCUCAGCCCCGAGAAGACCAAGCGAUUCACCGCCUUCACUAUUGGAUGGAUGUCUACCCUUGCUUGGUGGGUUGUGACUUGCUCUGGAAUCUCGCUUGCUGCUGCUGUGCUCGGUGGAAUGAUCAGCUUUGUUCACCCCGAGUUUGUGGCUACCAGCUGGCAAAUCUACCUGUUCUACGUUGCCGUGGCAUUCAUCACAGGUACUCUCCGACUGCCCCCAACUCCCAGAACAGAUCCUGACGUGCCGUUAGUUGUACCGGUGUUUGUUGCCUCGAAACGCAUAGCGAUCAUGGUUCAGUUCACUCUCUUUUGCUCCAUUUUUGGAAUGUUGUUGUUCCUUUUCGUCCCCACGGGGAUGCACAAGCACACAAACGAUGCCUCAUUCCUCGUCCAGUCUGGCUUGGGAGUGAGCGGCUGGAACUCGGGCACAGCCUGGGUCUUGGGCAUUACAAACUGCAUGUAUGCUUUUGGUGCCACUGACGGAGCCAUCCACAUUAGCGAGGAGAUGUCGCACCCUGGAAGAAGAGUGCCACAGGUCAUCAUCAUGACUAUGUUUAUCGGCCUGCUCACUAGCCUGCCUCUCUUUAUUGCCUUAAUGUUCUUCAUGACGGACUUGGAUGCUGUCCGACACUCGCCACUUCCUAGCAUGGAGAUCAUUUACCAAGCCACCGGAAACCGCAACGUUACCAUUGGCCUUGAAGCACUCCUUCUCGUUGUCUACAUCUUUUCUCUCCCCUCUCAGUGGGUUACCUGUGGCCGUAUUGCUUGGGCCUUGGCUCGUGAUAACGGCAUCCCUUACUCCCACUACUUUUCCAAGGUUGACCGAAAACUCGAGUUCCCCGUCCGAACAACCAUCAUGGCUUUCAUCUUCACUCUGAUCUACGGCCUGCUCUAUCUCGCUUCGACCAGCGCCUUCAACUCGAUUAUUACAUCGGCUGUUCUGUUCUUGAACAUUACAUAUGCUGUCCCUCAGGGAAUUCUGCUUACUCAAGGUCGCAAAGAGCAUUUGCCCCCACGAUAUCUGAACCUGGGUGUCCUCGGAUACGUCUGCAACACAUUCUCUAUCCUUUGGAUCGUGGUUUUGGGAGUCUUUGUGUGCAUGCCGCCUACUUUGCCCGUCACGACCGAGACCAUGAACUACAUCAGCGUUGUUACCGUUGGCCUAUUUUCCAUUAUUAUCGGUCUCUGGUUUUUCGAGGGCAGGAAGAAGUUUGAGGGACCUCAUAUCGACUGGGAAAUGAUCAAGGAGGCCAAUCUUCAAAUGCUCAAGGGAGAGAACCACCAGGUUUAG
Messenger RNA from Fusarium keratoplasticum, 1653 nucleotides. RefSeq lists its product as uncharacterized. The transcript has 8 exons. Gene Ontology annotation, cellular component: membrane. The record is from RefSeq and is a predicted model, not a curated record. The coding region runs from base 1 to 1653 and encodes 550 amino acids. NCBI's taxonomy places the organism in Eukaryota, Fungi, Ascomycota, Sordariomycetes, Hypocreales, Nectriaceae. Gene Ontology annotation, biological process: transmembrane transport. Gene Ontology annotation, molecular function: transmembrane transporter activity.